This is a messenger RNA of Sordaria macrospora k-hell, 573 nucleotides long. RefSeq lists its product as uncharacterized. NCBI's taxonomy places the organism in Eukaryota, Fungi, Ascomycota, Sordariomycetes, Sordariales, Sordariaceae. Gene Ontology annotation, molecular function: acyltransferase activity, transferring groups other than amino-acyl groups. The record is from RefSeq and is a predicted model, not a curated record.
AUGACACCCAAGGACCAGAUACGCACAUGGACCCGUGAGGUCGGCAACGCCAUCUACAUAUACUCGACCGACCCAAGCCUAGUUGACCUCGCCGCCCUCAACGCAGCUCUGGCUUCCGACACUGUCUGGUGGGGGCGAGGCAUGCCAGAGGAAUCGUUGAAGCGGAUGGUAGAGCAUUCGUACAACUUUGGAUUAUAUGUCACAGAGAAGAAGGAGGGGGACAACGAGAAGGAACAAGCAGACAAAAACACAAAGCAACAACAGCAGCAAAUGGUCGGUUUCGCCCGUCUAAUCACCGACUACGUAACCUUCGGGUACAUAACCGACGUCUACGUCUUGCCAGAGUACCAAGGCAAAGGGCUGGGCGCCUGGAUGAUGGAGUGUCUCAACGAAGUGCUGGAGCAGUGGCCCGAGCUGCGGAGGGCCGUAUUGUUCACGGGCGAUGCUUACGCCGCGAAGCUGUACGAGAGGACUUUGGGGAUGAGGGAUACGAGGGAGAAUGGCGGGAAACUGAUGGUUAUGCAGAGGACGGGGCCGGCCGCUGCGACGCAGGUUGGGGGCAAGAAGGAUUAG